UCAGAGCUCUUGGCUGGCUAAAAGUUUUGGCAGGCCAGACGGGGAGCAGCUUCUCAAAGCUUGUAUGGACACAUCGAGACAAGAACAAAGACACGAUGGAUAUUGACGAGGAUCACAAGGGGUCAGACACAAAUCUGCAUACUGCCGGUGGAGAAGAGAAGGUGGACCUUAAGCUUGAAAGCUUGCCACAGUACCAAGCUACUCACAGUUCAGCGGGUUCAAAUACCAACCCUAAAAUUGCCGGUGGAGAAGAGAAGGUGGGCCUUAACCUUGAAAGCUGGCCACAGUACCAAGCUACACACAGUUCGGCGGGUUCAAAGACCACUGCCAGUGGAGAGGAGAAGAUGGACCUUAAACUGGAAAGCUGGCCACAGUACCAAGCUACUCACAGUUCUGCGGGAUCAAAGACCACUGCAGGUGAAGAAGAGAAGAUGGACCUUAAACUUGAAAUCUUGUCACAGAACCAAGCUACACACAGUUCUGCGGGUUCAAAGACCACUGCCGGUGGAGAAGAGAAGAUGGACCUUAAACUAGAAAGCUUGUCACAGAACCAAGCUACUCACAGUUCGGCGGGAUCAAAGACCACUGCCGGUGAAGAAGAGAAGGUGGACCUUAAACUUGAAAGCGUGCCACAGUACCAAGCUACUCACAGUUCAGCGGGUUCAAAUACCAACCUUAAAACUGCCGGUGGAGAAGAGAAGGUGGGCCUUAACCUUGAAAGCUGGCCACAGUACCAAGCUACACACAGUUCGGCGGGCUCAAAGACCACUGCCGGUCGAGAAGAGAAGGUGGACGUUAUACUGGAAAGCUGGCCACAGUACCAAGCUACUCAGAGUUCGGCGGGUUCAAAGACCACUGCCGGUGGAGAGGAGAAGAUGGACCUUCAACUAGAAAGCUUGUCACAGAACCAAGCUACUCACAGUUCGGCGGGAUCAAAGACUACUGCCGGUGGAGAAGAGAAAGUGGACCUUAAACUGGAAAGCUUGCCACAGUACCAACCUACUCACAGUUCGGCGGGUUCAAAGACCACUGCCGGUGGAGAAGAGAAGAUGGACCUUAAACUGGAAAGCUUGUCACAGAACCAAGCUACUCACAGUUCAGCGGGAUCAAAGAUCACUACCGGUGGAGAAGAUAAGAUGGACCUUACACUGGAAAGCUUGUCACAGAACCAAGCUACUAACAGUUCAGCGGGAUCAAAGACCACUGCCGGUGGAGAAGAGAAGGUGGGCCUUCAACUGAGAAGCUUGUCACAGAACCAAGCUACUCACAGUUCAGCGGGAUCAAAGACCACUGCCGGUGGAGAAGAGAAGAUGGACCUUACACUGGAAAGCUUGUCACAGAACCAAGCUACUCACAGUUCAGCGGGAUCAAAGACCACUGCCGGUGAAGAAGAGAAGAUGGACCUUAAACUGGAAAGCUUGUCACAGAACCAAGCUACACACAGUUCUGCGGGAUCAAAGACCACUGCCGGUGGAGAAGAGAAGGUGGACCUUCAACUGAGAAGCUUGUCACAGAACCAAGCUACUCACAGUUCGGCGAGAUCAAAGACCAACCUCAACACUACCGGUGGAGAAGAGAAGAUGGACCUUAAACUGGACAGCUUGUCACAGAACCAAGCUACUCACAGUUCGGCGGGAUCAAAGACCAACCUCCACACUACCGGUGGAGAAGAGAAAAUGGACCAUAAACUGGAUACCUUGUCACAGGGCCAAGCUACUCACAGUUCAGCGGGAUCAAAGACUACUGUCGGUGGAGAAGAGAAGAUGGACCUUAAACUGGAAAGCUUGUCACAGAACCAAGCUACUCACAGUUCGGCGGGAUCAAAGACCACUGCCGGUGGAGAAGAGAAGGUGGAUCUUAAACUGAGAAGCUUGUCACAAAACCAAGCUACUCACAGUUCAGCGGGAUCAAAGACCACUGCCGGUGGAGAAGAGAAGAUGGACCUUAAACGGGAAAGCUUGUCACAGAACCAAGCUACUCACAGUUCGGCGAGAUCAAAGACCAACCUCCACACUACCGCAGGAGAAGAGAAAAUGGACCUUAAACUGGAAACCUUGUCACAGGGCCAAGCUACUCACAGUUCGGCGGGAUCAAAGACUACUGUCGGUGGAGACGAGAAGAUGGACCUUAAACUGGAAAGCUUGUCACAGAACCAAGCUACUCACAUUUCGGCGGGAUCAAAGACUACUGUCGGUGGAGAAGAGAAGAUGGACCUUAAACUGGAAAGCUUGUCACAGAACCAAGCUACUCACAGUUCGGCGAGAUCAAAGACCAACCUCCACACUACCGGUGGAGAAGAGAAAAUGGACCUUAAACUGGAAACCUUGUCACAGGGUCAAGCUACUCACAGUUCGGCGGGAUCAAAGACUACUGUCGGUGGAGAAGAGAAGAUGGACCUUAAACUGGAAAGCUUGUCACAGAACCAAGCUACUCACAGUUCAGCGGGAUCAAAGACCAACCUCCACACUACCGGUGGAGAAGAGAAAAUGGACCCUAAACUGGAAACCUUGUCACAGGGCCAAGCUACUCACAGUUCGGCGGGAUCAAAGACUACUGUCGGUGGAGAAGAGAAGAUGGACCUUACACUGGAAAGCUUGUCACAGAACCAAGCUACUCGCGGUUCGGCGGGAUCAGAGACCACUGCCGUUGGAGAAGAGAAGGUGGACCUUAAACUGAGAAGCUUGUCACAGAACCAAGCUACUCACAGUUCAGCGGGAUCAAAGACCACUGCCGGUGGAGAAGAGAAGAUGGACCUUAAACAGGGAAGCUUGUCACAGAACCAAGCUACUCACAGUUCGGCGAGAUCAAAGACCAACCUCCACACUACCGGUGGAGAAGAGAAAAUGGACCCUAAACUGGAAACCUUGUCACAGGGCCAAGCUACUCACAGUUCGGCGGGAUCAAAGACUACUGUCGGUGGAGAAGAGAAGAUGGACCUUAAACUGGGAAGCUUGUCACAGAACCAAGCUUCUCACAUUUCGGCGGGAUCAAAGACCACUGCCGGUGGAGAAGAGAAGGUGGACCUUAAACUGAGAAACUUUUCACAGAACCAAGCUACUCACAGUUCAGCGGGAUCAAAUACCAAGCUCCACACUGCCCAUGGAGAAGAGGAGAUGGGCCUUAAAAUGGAAAGCUUGUCACAGCACAAGGCUACUCACAGUUCGGCGGGGUCUGAUACCAACCUUCACACUGCAGGUGGUGAAGAGAAGAUGGACCUUAAACUGGAAAGCUUAUCACCGACCAAAGCUACUCACAGUUCGGCGGGAUCAAAGACCACUGCCGGUGGAGAAGAGAAGAUGGACCUUAAACUGGAAAGCUUGUCACAGAACCAAGCAACUCACAGUUCGGCGGGUACAAAGACCAAUGUCGGUGGAGUAGAGAAGGUGGACCUUAAAUUGGAAAGCUUGUCACAGAACCAAGCUACUCACAGUUCAGCGGGAUCAAAGACAACUACCGGUGGAGAAGAGAAGGUGGACCUUAAAUUGGAAAGCUUGUCACAGAACCAAGCUACUCACAGUUCAGCGGGAUCAAAGACCACUGCCGGUGGAGAAGAGAAGGUGGACCUUAAACUGGAAAGCUUGUCACCGAACAAAGCUACUCAUAGUUCGGCGGGAUCAAAGACCACUGCCGGUGGAGAAGAGAAGAUGGACCUUAAACUGGAAAGCUUGUCACAGAACCAAGCUACUCACAGUUCGGCGGGAUCAAUGACCACUGCAGGUGGAGAAGAGAAGAUGGACCUUAAACUGAGAAGCUUGUCACAGAACCAAGCUACUCACAGUUCGGCGGGAUCAAAGACCACUGCCGGUGGAGAAGAGAAGACGGACCUUAAAUUGGAAACCUUGUCAGCGGAGAAAGCUACUCACAGUUCCACGGGAUCAAAUACCAACCUCCACACUGCCGAUGGAGAAGAGAAGACGGACCUUAAAUUGGAAAGCUUGUCACCGAAGAAAGCUACUCACAGUUUAGCGGGAUCAAAGACCACUGCCGGUGGAGAAGUGAAGAUGGACCUUAAACUGGAAAGCUUGUCACCGAAGGAAGCUACUCACAGUUCAGCGGGAUCAAAUACCAACCUCCACACUGCCGGUGGAGAAGAAAAGAUGGAAUUUGCACUUGAAGGCUCAUCACAGGAAAAUGAUAACAUUCUAGGGCACGGCAGGAUGACACCUCUGAUGGAAGCGGCUGCAGCUGGCAAUUUGGGUGUUCUGAUUUUGCUUCUGGGGAGGGGAGGUGAUGUAUCCCUAGCUGAUGCUGAUGGUAACAAUACCCUUCAUCACGCCUGCAUCGGGGGCCACCUGGACGUGGUGAAGCGUGUUCUCAUCCAGGGCACAGUGGACAUCAACAAGAGAGGCAAAUGGGGUAGAACACCAAUCAUGUUGGCAGCAAAGGAAGGACACAAGAAUGUGUUUUACUAUUUAAAGGAAAAAAGUGAUUUGACACUAUUGAGUGACCAUGGAGACAACAUCCUUCAUUUGGCUUGUUUAGGAGGAAAUAUAUCAAUUGCAAGAUAUAUCCUGUCCAAAGAUAUUGCAGACAUCAAUGUAAAAGGAAGGUACGGGAGGACACCUCUGAUGAAAGCAGCAUGGGGAGGAAAGGUGGAAGUGUUUAAAGAAAUACGGAAAAGAGGAGGAGACGAGUCUCUCGUUGAUGAGCACGGCUCAAACGUCCUACACAUUGCCUGUCAUAAAGACAAUGUGGCAAUGGUGACGUAUAUCCUCUCAGAAAACAUCGCUGGCAUCAACAGUAGAGGAAAGCUGGGACGGACACCAGUGAUGAUUGCAGCAACAAAUGGUCAAAAGAAAGUCUUUCAUUUACUUGUGAAGGAAGGAGGAGAUUUACUUCUCCUUGAUGAUAACCAUGAUAAUAUUCUACAUAUGGCCUGUCUUGGAGGUAGUGAGGACAUCGUGAAGUAUAUCGUCUCUGGCAGGAUGCAGAAUAUCCUAUCACAAGGGAAUAUCAAUGUUCAUAGCAGAGGGAUGAACAGGAGGACACCAUUGAUGGCUGCUGCAGAGGGAGGUCAUACUGGAGCGUUUAACCUUCUUGUUGGCAAAGGCGUUAAUUUGUCUGCACGGGACAAUUUGGGGAAGAACAUUUUUCAUGCAGCGUGUCUUGGAGGAAAUGAAAAUAUGGUCAAAUAUAUAAUUUCUUGUUGCUUCGUGGAUAUCGGUUCUACUCCAAACAAUGACAGAUUAGCUCUGAUGCUGGCUGCAGAGAAGCAGCGUCGACAAGUGUUUCAUCUGUUACGGGAAAUCCAAACUCCUGAUUUCAAACAUGUGGAUAAAGACUUAAACAACAUCCUUCAUGUUGCUUGUAUUGGUGGGGAUGUGGCAAUUGUGAAGUAUCUUCUUUCAGAGAAUAUGGACAUCAACAUUAGAGGCCACCAUAGCAGGACACCUCUCAUGAUCGCUACAGAGUAUGGGCAUAGAGACAUAUUUGACUUACUGGUCAUUGAGGGGGCAGAUGUGUCACUUGAAGAUGACGAGGGCAACACGCUCCUUCAUGUCGCUUGUGUUGGGGGACAUUUGGACAUGGUGAAAUAUAUCUUCUCUCGGGACUACAUCAACAGCGACAUAUCGAGCAGAGGCGAGCGUGGUCAAACACCUGUGAUGUUGGCAGCCAGGUGUGGACACAAGGCAAUGUUUUAUUUCCUUGUAUGUAAAGGAGCAUCUCUUUCCUUCAAAGACAUUGAUGAUAACAACAUCCUCCAAGUGGCAUGUAUUGGGGGGCAUGUGAAAAUGGUGGAAUGUUUGCUCUCAAAUGACAUUGUCGACAUCAACGAGCUCAGACAAGAUGGAACAUCAGCGUUGAUGCUGGCAGUCCAACAUGGACACAGAGAUGUUAUUGACUUGCUUAAGAGUUCAGGAGCUGAAUAGAGGCUAAAACACUUUCCAUCAUCUAAGCAUGUGAAGUACUUUUAUUGCAUGAUUGGACUGAAGACAUAGGACUGUGCAGUGCAUGUGCACUAUAUAUAAUUGUGAUAUUUGCCAGGAAUAUAAAUAUUGGGGCUGGUUAUUUAAGUAGUGCAAUACAAACACUUUCGGACACUCCAUGUUUUCAGUGAUAUGAUCUCACUGUGUUUUCAUUAAUCGUCAAGCACAAGCAGGUAUGACACCCGGAGCUUUCAGUGACAGACACGCGGAGUGGAUGAUUGUCUCCAUGAUUUAUAUGGAUAUGGAUUGUGAAAGGGACUUCUCAUCAGAUGGUACGACACUUCACAACCAGAACAUUCAAGUGUUUUACAUUUUUCGUAAAUUUGUUUCGACCGCCUACGUGGUCUAGUGGUAGAGCGUCCGCUCGGAGAGCGAAAGGCCCGGGGUUCGAUCCCCACCCGGAUC
Molecule: messenger RNA, 6332 nt
Organism: Haliotis rufescens (red abalone)
Lineage: Eukaryota; Metazoa; Mollusca; Gastropoda; Lepetellida; Haliotidae
Product: mucin-22-like
Exons: 3
Coding region: 96-5870 (1924 amino acids)
Molecular function (GO): protein binding
Source: RefSeq, a predicted model, not a curated record